This is a messenger RNA of Ceratosolen solmsi marchali, 1822 nucleotides long. It is a transcript of the gene EndoA, whose product is annotated as SH3 domain containing GRB2 like, endophilin-A. Bases 242 to 1411 code for a protein of 389 amino acids. Gene Ontology annotation, molecular function: protein binding. NCBI's taxonomy places the organism in Eukaryota, Metazoa, Arthropoda, Insecta, Hymenoptera, Agaonidae. The transcript is spliced from 12 exons. The record is from RefSeq and is a predicted model, not a curated record. Gene Ontology annotation, cellular component: glutamatergic synapse; cytoplasm; presynapse. Gene Ontology annotation, biological process: synaptic vesicle uncoating.
GUCGUAAUUAAAUAAUACUUUAAAUGCAAAAUGUAUAAUUGCGCUUUUUUACUACAAUUUCUUCCAAACGGGAAAGUGUCAUUGACAUACUUGGGUUUGAGUAUAUCACUAUAAGUGCUCUCCUUAAUCAAAACAAAGUGAAGAAUCUGAAUAUAUAUCCAUUUAUCACUGAAAUGAUCAAAUUCAUAAUAACGCCGUUUUAAAAUCAGUUAUCGAAUAAAAGUUAUUACAGCUUGAUAUCAUGGCUUUUGCAGGACUAAAAAAACAAAUAAACAAAGCAAAUCAAUAUAUGACAGAGAAAAUGGGCGGUGCCGAAGGAACUAAGCUUGAUGUAGAUUUUGUGGAUAUGGAAAGGAAAACAGACGUUACAUUUGAAUUAGUGGAGGAACUACAAAUGAAAACUAAAGAAUUUCUGCAACCAAAUCCAACAGCUAGAGCUAAAAUGGCUGCUGUAAAAGGCAUAAGUAAGCUAAGUGGUCAAGCUAAAGCCUCUACAUAUCCUCAACCAGAAGGUGUUUUAGCAGAUUGUAUGCUACAUUAUGGGAAAAAAAUGGGAGAAGAUAGUAUUUUUGGCCAAGCUUUAGUAGAAAUAGGAGACUCGAUGAAGCAAAUGGCUGACGUAAAAUAUUCUUUAGAUGACAAUAUAAAACAAAAUUUUUUGGAACCAUUACAUCAUUUGCAAACAAAAGACCUUAAAGAAGUUAUGCAUCAUAGAAAGAAGUUGCAGGGACGUAGAUUAGAUUUUGAUUGUAAACGCAGACGACAAGCCAAAGGUUCUCACGUUUCAGACGAUGAAAUACGCCAAGCUGAGGAAAAAUUUGCUGAAAGUCUUCAUUUAGCUCAAAUGGGAAUGUUUAACUUGCUGGAAAAUGAUAUUGAACAAGUAGCACAGUUAGCAACAUUUAGUGACGCUCUUUUGGAUUAUCAUCAACAAUGCACUGAAAUUUUAAGGGUGCUUUGUGAAAAGUUAAUUGAAAAAAAAGAAGAAGCAGUAAAUCGACCAAAAUUAGAAUUUGUUCCAAAGACAUUAGCAGAUUUACAUGUAGAUUCAUUACCAACUAUAGAUACUCUUAAUGGAUCAAGUCAAGCUGGUUCUCCAGUCUCAGCUGAUGGAAAGCGUUCUCAACUAGAAUUAUUUCCAAUGAACAGUUCACCACAAUCCACCAACGUUUCUCCAUUACCCUCACCGAGUAAAUCACCAUCAAAAACACCAUUACAAUCUCAGAAACAACCUUGCUGCACAGCACUUUAUGAUUUUGAACCUGAAAAUCCUGGAGAACUUGGAUUUAAGGAAAAUGACACUAUUACUUUAAUCCAGAAGAUUGACGAUAAUUGGUUUGAAGGUUGUCUUAAUGGAAAAAUGGGUUAUUUUCCUGUAUCUUAUGUGCAGGUUAUUGUACCAUUACCCUAAACAGGUUGAAUUGAUACAUAAAGCAAAAAUUUUACUCUUUUAAAAAGUUUUUGACAUCUAUCGCAAAGUAGCUAUAAUAAAUACUAUUUGGAUUGUCAUUCAUCAUACUUUUGAAAUCACAAUAUUCGUAUAUUGAUGGAUAUAUGCUUUUCUCAUAACUACUUUCAGAAUUAAUAGGUUGACAAUAUUUGGUAAUAACAUUAAUGCUACCCUACAUACAUACUACAUAUGGAUGCUCAUCGUUAUUUACUAUUGAUUUAAAGAAAUGGAAAACAUUUUUAAAAUUAAAACAAAAAGAAAAACUUUAAAAUUUUCAUCCAACAGAAUUCGAAAAUAUUAAUUUUUUUUACUUAUAUACCUGAAUUCCCAUAAUAGACUAUAUUUUGAUUGUAUUUUUUUAGUAUUUUUAGU